AUGGACACAAAUCGAGACAGAACGCCGCGGGCGGAAAGAAGGCAAAUGCCUGCCUUAUUGCCUGAUCUCAAGCUUUCAGCCUUAGUACACAACUCCACCACCUGCUUCUCGACAACAACGACGAUCGACUCCACAACCAUAUGCUACAACACUUGCGAUCAAGCGCUGCCAGUAUUCAGUGACACUCUUGACUACUCACAGCAUGUUCGAGCGCCAUGGCUGUGGACUCGAUCUGAACACGAACCCACCUACACCGACGACUUCUGUACUAGCGCCGAAUUCUCAGACCCCUCCGUACAAGAACUAAGCGAGCCGUCCUGGCUCCAAAAGCCUCGUCAAGCUCCCAUACCUGACCAUAUAGCACUCUCAGAUCUAGAAUUGAUACCACCUUCGCAUGACUAUGGAGACCUCAAUCCGUUAGUUGAUUGGUGUGACAACGCCGACUCUGCCGUCCAUCUGAGUUCGACGUCUCCAACACUGAGUCCGAGGUGGACGGACGACUCCUCGCUCACUUCCCUUCAUGAACGAUCGCCUGCCCCUCAAACAUGCAAAACUUCCAUACAAUCAGGAAGGAGCCUACCUCAUGGGCGCAUGGACCCCGCGAGGCGCUGGCUUCAUGCCCACCCGUUCGAUCAAUAUCCUACAGCCAAACAGAAGGUAGAGCUUGCGGCUACUGCUGGCAUGACAAUCCCCCAGUUGAAUCGCCGGUUAACCAAUCUUAGAAAGCGUGAUAGACACGUACUCGAUGAACUGUGUAAUGACUUAGACGCUAACGUCAACACUUCUGGUGCUUCUCACCAUCAAACCUCGCUUGAAACUGCCGUCAAUUCAAGGCGGAAGGGCAAGAGACGCCGCGCAAGCACAUUGUCCGUUGCUGUUCCGAGCUUGGAUAUCGUUUAUACAGCACUGACAAGAUCUCGUAUCAGUGCUUCUUCGCGUGAAGUAUUGCUAGGGGCCGACGAGGAAAAUGUUCCUGAGUACAGUUCAAGCAAUGUUGAUUUUGAAAGCUUCUUCGAUGCUGCUAGCACCAUCGCGCAUGUCGACGAUCUCUUUGACGACUUGACCUACGGCUCUCCUUGCGGUCGCUAUGUAUGCCCAAGUGACAUAGUGAUCGACAAAGCUUUUACUGUUCCCAGCCUCGAUGCGCAGCUAUCUCCGCCUGUCUUCGAUGUCGAUCACUCUGAUACCGUGCAAAAGCAUGUAGAUUCGGCAAAUCCUUGGGGAAGGCACAAUGACUUUGUUACCUACGACAUCUCUGGGGCAUGUGCGCAUGGAGGCGUUUUUGAUCCUGAUAUUUGGAUGCGGAACCAAGGAUUCCCGCAUCUAGACAUCAUCGAUGAGCAAGACAAUUAUCUGCAAACACCACCCCUGCAGCGCGAGCCAUGUCGCAUUGGUUCCAAACCGACUGAACGUCAAAAACGGCCGCAAAUCGUUCGGGACUGGCUUUCAGCCCAUGCAUCUUGGCCGUAUCCCACCCCAGCCGAGAAGACAGAGCUAGUCGCAGCGACCGGAUACACUGUACGUCAACUUAAAAAUUGUUUGAGCAAUCUGCGCACUAGGGAAAAACACCUGUUAGAGGGCCAUGCUAACGGGCAAAACGGCGGCAACGUUACUUGUCGCCGACCAUGCGACGUCACGCCUACGACUUUGGACCACGUACAAUCGACCUCUACAGUCAGCGCAUACCAGAUGUUGCCUUCCAGUUUCACCUCGCCACCUACGACGGACACGAACGAUAGCAGCCAAUGGCCUUCCUCAUUCGAUACAGGCCAUCCUACACCAGACAGUAUCCCCGGUGUUGUGACCCAUAUACACCAAGAAUUCGAAGCAGACUCAGCUUGUCAAACAACCCCCUCAAUAUCUGCCGCUCGAAGCUCUAUUGCAUCGAAGCGCAAGGGCCGGAGGCAUCGCUCACAGACGUAUCAAGCCGGCGUAGGUGAGAACAUGUCCGACAAAAUGUCGAUACCCGUCGCAUCCUUUAGUCUGAGCAAGCCCGAGAAUCGAUUUUUCUGUACUGUGAUUGGAUGCUAUGAAUCAUUCAAGAACGCAUCCGAUUGGAAGAGGCAUGAGGCUGGGGUGCAUGGCUACAGGGACCGGGAGUGGAUUUGCAUGCUGACAGACGCAUUCAAGACGUGUUCUGACUGUAUCUUUUGCCUGGAAGCAAUGGAUUCGAUCGAUCACCUAACCAAACAUGUGAUCGCACCCUGCUCGGACAAGUGUACCACCGAGCGUACAUUUUUCCGGAAGGAUCUCCUCAAGCAGCACGUCUUGCGUGUGCACCUCGCAGGCGAACCUAUCCCAGUCCAAAAGAACUUCGCAGUUCCUCUCGAAUGGUCGAGACAGCUAGAUGCAUCGGCUUAUGAACCUGGCUCCUGCUGGUGUGGCUUCUGUGGGCGGACUUUCGAAUCUGUCACCACGAGGAUGGAUCACGUCGCGCAACACUUCCGUGCCGGCAGGGAUAUGGCGACUUGGAUACGGGCGCGAUGUAAGGGUGAUCGGCUCUUCCUGAAAAGGGUAGGAGCUCAGCUGAAGGCUUGA
Molecule: messenger RNA, 2538 nt
Organism: Alternaria burnsii
Lineage: Eukaryota; Fungi; Ascomycota; Dothideomycetes; Pleosporales; Pleosporaceae
Exons: 5
Coding region: 1-2538 (845 amino acids)
Biological process (GO): regulation of DNA-templated transcription
Molecular function (GO): DNA binding
Source: RefSeq, a predicted model, not a curated record